Molecule: messenger RNA, 12185 nt
Organism: Anolis carolinensis (green anole)
Lineage: Eukaryota; Metazoa; Chordata; Lepidosauria; Squamata; Anolidae
Gene: nwd2
Product: NACHT and WD repeat domain containing 2
Exons: 8
Coding region: 651-6110 (1819 amino acids)
Molecular function (GO): protein binding
Source: RefSeq, a predicted model, not a curated record
GGAAGCGCUGCUUUGCGUGGCUGCGUAUGUGUGUGUCUGUCUGUGUGUGUCUCUCUCUGUGGGGAACAUCCCAUCCCUUGAAGAGCGCGGCAAGAUAUGCCGCCUGCCUGCUGCGGAGGCAGCUGCAUCGCCCUCUCUCCGUUGGCUCUGCGGCUGGGGGCAGCCCCUCUCUCCGCCAAAGAAGGAAAAGCACGGCGGGCGCCAAACCUUCCUGAAUAUUUCAUCGCCCCGCCAAACAAAGCCCGCCCUUCGCCGUUUCCUCCUGGAUUGUCCGAACCUCUGUGAAGGAGAGACAGAGAAAAGGAGGAGGUUUGGGAGCCCCUCGUGCAGCCUGACAGGACUAUAAAAUAUCUCGUUCUCUGCACAACUUCGCAGAGAAGAAGAAGUAGGUUGGGAAACGCACUGGGUUUGCUUGCCUGCUUGCUUCCCGCCUCAGUCCAGAUGAAGUAGAGGCUGACUGAGAGAAAAGGCUUUGCCUCCUCGCCGCUGCUUGUUAUCAUGCCUCCCUGAGGCGAAGCCGAGCUCCCUUUGGCGGGAGAGGCAUGUUUUCCGCCGCCUUCGCCUGAAAGCGUCCCCUUGACCUCCAGCCCGGCCGAGGGAGGCGGGCGGCCCGGCGGGCAGCGGUGGCGGCUUCUUCGGCAGCGGCGGCCAUGUGGCCGACGGGGGGCGCGGGGAAGGUGUCCUCCCCGCGGGACUCGGCGCUGCGGAGGGCGGCUUUCUCCGGGAACCUGUCGGCGCUGCCUUCGCACUUGGCGCCCAGCGGGAGGAGCGUCCGGGUCUUCGUCAGCACCAACCCCGAAGAUACAGUAGCAGAAAGAAGUGCAUUACGAGAACAUAUAUAUCCUAAACUGCGGGAAUUCUGCAGGGAAAACUAUGGGCUAGAAUUUCAGGUCAUCGAUUUGUAUUGGGGAGUAGAACCAGAGGAAUGGCAUAGCCCGGAGCUCCAGAAAACCCGCAUGAGGCUAUUAGAAGAUUGCCUGAAAACAUCUGCAGGUCCAUGUUUUGUUGCUUAUUUUUGGCAGUGGCAACAGAUUUUUGCAAGUUUGUCCACUGAUCCUACUGACUCCCAUCACUCACCAGAGAAGUACAUCCGGGGUGGCUCCGUGACCAAACUGGGGAAAAAACCUGCCUCCACCAAAUAUAAGCUGGCAGCAAAAGAUGGGAGGCUUCCUGUCUUUCCCUUGAAAUCAAUGGAAAGAGCCAGCUUCUUCGCACUUCCCCCAUGUGAUGAGGGCCUUUUGGGAGAAAAAUACGGAAGUAUGCGAAUACCAGGAGAAGUGGAAUCAUCAGAAUUUGAAAUGAUUCUGGAUGCUACUGUUGAGGCAAAACUGGAAACAAGGAUUUUGGAAGAGUGGUAUUGCAGAGAUGAGAAUGCAGUGCCACCAACUUAUUAUCUGAAACCAAAAUCUGAAAUGCUGAAGAGCAAUCCCAAUAUGAUGGAAGCAUCCUCAAACCCUGUAAGUGAGACCAAAUGGCAGGAGAUAACAGAAGAAAUUAAGAUGAUUAUUAAGACAGCUGUGAAGAUGCUAUAUGAAAAGGGGAAAAUGAAGCACAGUCAAGCAAAGAGAUAUCUUUUUUCUGCUAUCGAAGAUGAAUUUGAUUUUGCAUUAGGAAAACAAACCCCAGCUUUCCUAAAGAAGUGUGUUUGCUACAUACGGAAGAUUGCAAACAUAGAGCGUUUUGUUAAAGUUCCAGAGAUGGAGAAAUACAUGGAUGUUCUUCACACAGGUGGAAAGCAUACACGUGACCCAGAAGCACUUGAGAAACUCAUCAAACUCAGGGAUGAAUUUGUUCCUACCAUUGUAGCAUCAUCAAAUCUGAGAGUCUACACUUCUGUCACCCAUUGUGACAUCAAAUAUGGUUAUACACAAGAAGUGGAGAACCACUACAUUGAAGGGCUUGGCAAACAGUUUUAUGAAGACAUGGUUGAUAUCAUUCAAGCAACUGUGCAACAGAAUUUUGAUAUAGAGACAGACUGGCUCUAUGAUGAAGUCCUUCAACAUUCCUCACUGUGUCGAACCUACUCUUCAUUCUAUGAAUACAAGUGUGAUGCUAGGAAUAUUAUGCACAAAUACAUCCGGCCUAGGAAAAUGGGCCACAUUAACCCUCUUGUCAUAUAUGGAGGACCAUGCACUGGAAAAACCUUCUUAUUAGCAGAAGUUGCAAAGAAGGCUUAUGGUUGGUUGAAGGAAGAAAUGGGACCAGAAUCUGACCCUGUAGUAGUUAUCAGAUUUUUGGGAUCCACUGAGAUGAGUACAGACCUAAGGAACCUGCUUCAAAGUAUUUGUGAACAAUUAGCAAUUAACUAUAGAUGCCUCGUGCAAAAUUAUCCCAAAAAAAUCCACGACCUCCGGGAGUUAUUUAUAAAUCUUUUGAAUGAAUCUACAUUUCAUAGACCUCUGGUUAUGAUAUUUGAUGCUGUGGAGCAGCUGUCAGAUAAUGAUGAUGCCAGAAAACUAUGGUGGCUCCCUAUUCAUUUGCCCCGUUCAGUGAGAAUUAUCUUGUCAACACUGCCAAACAAACAUGGAAUCCUGCAAAAAUUGAGGUGCCUUAUACAUAAUGAGGAUAACUACAUUGAAUUGACACCUAGAGACAGGAAGAUGUGUAGUCAAGUUCUCAAGCAACAGUUGCUCCAAGUUAAAAGAAAAGUAACAUCAGGGCAGCAAAUCUAUGUCAAUGAAGCUUUUUCCAGAUGCACACUGCCUAUGUUUGUAAAUUUAACCUUCAGAGAAGUCCAAAAUUGGAGAUCUCACAAAGAUGUUGAUGAGUCUUCUCUCUGUGUGACUGUUCAUGAUAGUAUAGAACAAAUGUUCUGGUCAGUAGAAAACAACUGUGGACCCAGACUUGCCUCACGUGCCAUUGGUUACAUCACCAUGUCCAAGUCUGGUCUCAGUGAAAUGGAACUGGAAGACAUUUUGGCUCUUGAUAACACAGUUAUGUUCGAACUAAAUGACAGCAUCAGGCAUCACAACCCAUUGAGAGUUCCUUACAUUUAUAUUGCACGACUGAAAGAAGGACUAACUGGAUACUUAAUGGAAAGGCAAGUUAAAAAUGUUACCCUUUUAGUAUGGGCAAACAGGCAUCUACAACUUAUUGCCCAAAAGAUGUAUCUUCAUAAUGAAGAAGAUGUUCAUGAAAUGCAUACAGUGAUGGCUGAAUAUUUCCUGGGUGUUUGGUCGGGAGGUAGAAGGAAGUCUCUUUACAAUGAAGACCAGUACCUGAAUGGUUGCCUUGAUAGUGACAGUAGGAGCAUGAAUGAUGAAGAAAAACAUAUAAUGGAUCAGACCAAUUUUGAUAGGCAGUCACCUGAUCAGCCUUGGGUAUUCCAGUGUAACCCUCUGGAACCUGACAUCUUUUUUGUCAACCACAGAAAAAUGACAGAACUUUUACACCACUUGACUCAGUGUGGGAAAACAGAUGACAUGCUGUAUGGUGUCAUUAUGAAUUUCAGUUGGUUAUAUACUAUGAUCAAAAUUGGACAGUUUGACAAAGCCCUCUCUGAUGUGGAAUUGGCCUACAACUAUUCACAAGAAAAAGAAUUAAAAUUCCUUGCAAACACACUUCGCGCUAUAAAAUACAAAGUGAUAAAAUAUCCAGGUACCCUCUCUGCUGAAUUACAGCAGAGACUUCUUCCAGUUGUUAGUUCAUUGCCUAAACUGAGACAGCUUCUUCUGGAAUGUGAUAAAGAUGGUCCGAAAUACUGCUCCAUUGUUCCGCUGCAUUCUUCAAUGGAUGUAACUUACAGCCCUGAGAGACUACCGUUGUCUUCCAGUUGCACUCAAGUCACCGAAAUCCUGCCUACCUUUAAUCCAAGUACAGUCAUUGUAGCUCUUGAAAAUGGCUCCAUCAGUACCUGGGAUGUAGAGACUCGUCAGCUAUUACGGCAAAUAACAACAGCUCAGUCAGUAAUCCUGGGCAUGAAACUCUCUAGUGAUGAAAAGUACCUUGUUGUGGCCACAACAAAGAACACACUCUUGAUUUAUGACAACCUAAAUUCCUGCCUUCUGUCUGAGGUAGAGAUUAAGGGAUCAAAGCAUGGUGGAAUUGGUGUAGGUUCCAGUUUUAUAAAUGGGUUUACUCUCUCAAUAAAUCAUGCACUUUCAUGGCUAGAAGCUAGCAAAGACAUUACUGUAAUAGAUCUACUUUAUGGAUGGCCACUUUAUCAAUUCCAUUGCUGGUAUGAAGUGACUUGUGUCCAGUGUUCCCCAGAUGGAAUGUAUGCUUUCUGUGGACAGUACUUGAAUACAGCAUCUAUAUUCCAUUUAGGCAGUGGAGACAAGCUGGCUACUGUGACUUCAGAAUUUUCUGGUGGGUUUGUUAAAUAUCUUCUGGUCCUAGAUACAGCUCAAGAGAUGGUGAUGGUGGACAGUGAAGGUGGUCUUUCCCUUUGGAAUACUGAAGAAAUCACCAACCCCCAACUGACAGAUGACUUUGAUUGCAAGAGGGGAGACAGUGAAUUUAUCAGUAUUGAACUAGCUGAAGACCAAAGUGCGAUUUUAAUAUGUAAGGCACUUAAUAUAGAGCUGCUGGACACUGGCAUGUGGAAAGUUGCUGAAAAGUUUAGAGCUAAACACAAUGAACGCUUUAUAUCAGCUGUGUUGUCCAAAAACGGUGACUGCAUUGUUGCUUCUAUUGAAAAUACCUCUGCCAUUUUUGUUUGGAGGAGAGACACAGGACAGUGUAUGGCAAACUUACAAGAACUCUCAGGAAAUAUUGUCAAAUUAAUUAAGUCAAAUCAUCAUAAUAUGCUGCUCUCCUUAUCUACCAGUGGUGUCCUUUCUAUCUGGGAUAUAGAUAUUAUAACUGCAAUGUCCAAUAUUGACAAAACUGGCAAGCCAAUCCAAAGACUGGUGUUGCCCGCCAAAGGUGAAGUGAUUUACACACUUGAUGGGUCUGAAGUUAUACAUAAGUGGAACUUUGGCACGGGAUUUAUUGAAGCUAUAUUUAAGCAUGAAAGUAUUGUUGAAAAUUGUGUGCUGACUUCCAAUGGAAAGUUGAUGAUUACUUCCGACGACAAAUGCAGUCAGUAUGUAUGGCAAACUGGUUCUGGUGAAAAUCUCUUCCGCAUUAAUGGUCAAAGGAUAAGCCAGUUGCUGAUAACACACAAUGAUCAGUUUGUUGUCUCCCUCUGUGAGCAAAAUGCAUCAAGAGUCUGGAGACUGGCGACAGGCCACAGAGUUUGCAAUAUUCUUGUUGCCUUACAGAAUGCAUUUAUAACCACUGCUAAUACAUUUGUAGUUGGAAUGACAAAAAAUAAAGUGUUGGCAGUGAGUCUCUGGACUGGGAGUAUAACCAAGAAAUUCUGUUGCGAUGAUGGGAUAACUAUUGUUGAUAUCAAACUGAUCCCAGAUUGCCCUGACAUAGUGGUCUUUAUAACAUCAACUGAAACUGUGAACAUCUGGAGUCUUACUGAAGAAGUCAUCUGCAGACGUGUGCAACUCCCCAACACUUUCUUAAAGACUUUAGAGGAUUUUGAAAUAUCACCCAAUGGGAAACUGGGGAUUAUAUCCCGUGGUGAUGAGAAUAUCAAUGUACUUGAUCUUCACAGUGGCAAGCUUCGUGUUGUUCAUGCUUCUGGCAUUAUCUGGAGGCAGAGGCUGUCCCAGGAUGGCCGCUACCUUGUCUACAUUUGUUUUCGUACUGGUGAAGAGGAUGAUGAUAACGGUGCAAUUUCCAUCCUAAUCGUAAUGAGAUUGGCAGAUGGCAAAAAUAUUGGUGCUUGUUCCCUUUAUAAAACUCCAACUUUCCUUGCUCUUUCCCAGAGGCAUUUGAACAUUAUUGUUGGCUUUGAUGAUGGAAGCAUAGGCACUUACACUGUAGUGGAUCGAGUGGAUGCAGCACUGAAAAUUAAAAUUGCUACUUCAAAUAGCCGACAGAUUUUCAACAAUGCAACACAAGUGAUUAAACCGAAGUGUCACAGUUAUAGCUUCAAGGUGACAGCAGAUUGCAUCUGGAGAGAGUCUACAGAAGUGUUUGCAAGAGAUAGUCCAAUUACAGUGACAGACCCAGAGGCAAGUGAAGCAACCCCAACCAAAAAACAUAACUACUGCUAUGACAAAGUGUGUUCUGCCAUAGAUUGCAGAGGGCACGGAUUCACUUCUGACAAUUGAUUAUAUAUAUUUGACAAAACAGUUCAUCAUUCCACACAACAAAUUUCUGUUUAUCUUGUUUGUAUUUUGUUAUAACAAGUUUGAAAAGAGAACAAUUAAAAUGAAUGGGUUGCAAGUUUAAAUAUUCAAAUGUGAAUCUUAAUCCAAGGCCCUUAGCUCAAAAUUUCUAGCAAUAUCAACAUUAUUUUCACAUUACACAAAUUUUUGGAAAUGAUUUUUAAAGCUUUUUUAACAAUAAAUAAAGCUAUGUUUGAGCCUCAAAGCUACGUUUCAUAUUGGAAUGAGGUAAACCAGCCAUUUUUAAAAAAAAAUCAGGUGGCUGUAAGUCUAAAUCUCCAGGUAUCUUGAAAUAGGUACAGCAUGCAAAAAUGGGUUUUAUCCUUCUAAUGGUGCACAUGAUAAGAUGUCACAUGUCGGCCUGGAAGACUUGAUGCAUUCCAUAAACAUUUGAAUUAGUAGCUUCUACUAAUGUGUUAAACAGCUGUUGGAUUGUGCCUCUCCUUUUAAAAAAAUAUUUAUUUAUUUACUUAUUUACAACAUUUAUACCCCGCCCUGAGUCCCCUCGGGUGACAAGGGUGGGGUAUAAAUGUUGUAAAUAAGUAAAUAAAUAAAUAUUUGAAAAAAAGGAGAAGCACAAUCCAACAGCUGUUCAACACAUUUAAGUGUUACUGAUUUGAUUGGAAACAAACACAUCUCACCGGAUUUGACUUUACUCCACUCUGCUUGGAUUGCAUCCACUGAUUCCGCAGAAAUAGGAUAGAAGCCAAACUUUAAAAAUAGCAACAUGUGAGGUAGCUAAUCAGUCAUCUUAUAAUCAAAAACACUUUUACGCAAAUUGUACAUUUGUAUUUGUAUUCCUGUUCUUUUGUUACAAAGGUACAAAUGAUAGGAACUACUAAUUAUCUUAAUCAAGUAAGAAAGGGUCCUAACCCCUGAAAUUGUGUUGUUUUCUGUCUCUUUCACAGUGUAUUUUAGUACUGUGUAUACAAAAAAAAAAUCUUCAAAGAAAAGGGCAUUAGGGAUAAACAGUGACAUCCUCUUCCCACCUCUCAUUCUAUUGUCUCUUUUAUUUUAAAACAGAUAUCUUAAUCCUUCUGUUAUAAGCAAGUCCAUUUUUUAAUCCUUGCUGAAAUCUGAGCAGGAAGCAUUCAGACAUGCUGUGUAUUGCUCUUGAUACUUGUAGUGUUUGCCUUACUGUCAUUCCUGUUAUUUCCUGUGUGAAACACAGAUCAAAUGACCAAAUACUCUGGGACUAACAUUAUGCUUAUGUAUGUGCUGAAAAUUCCAGUUGCCCCAAAGGGUUCUUUACUGUUCCACUUUAUAAUGAAUUUCUUACUUCUAUAUACAGUAUUUAUGCCUCUUCACUUCCUGCUGAAGGACUGUUCAUGGCCUUUUUCUAGUACUUUUAUCAAUUUUAAUGCAAACAUGGUGAAAUAUGGUCCUUUAUUUUUCAUCACUUAGCUCAUUUAGCUGAACCCACUGAUGAACUGAUAAUUUAUACACAUUCUGUCCACAGCUCUAUUAAAGUAAAGUACUUGGGAUUAGGGUGGCUAAUCCUUCCCAUUUGCUUGGGAGAUGCCAAAAACAGGCACCACCAGUGUGAAUGGUUUGCAUGUGUAUUAAUGGGGCAUUCUCCUUCAAAAGACAUGUGUCAAUCACUACAAGUGUAGUUUUAAAUGGAGAUUCAAAAAAAUAGGCCAACACCCCAUUCCUGACAGGAAGUAUUUUGUACAAAAGAAGUACUAUUUCAAAACAUUUUAGUAUGAACAUCUCUGGAAUGCUGAUUUGCAUUCAGGGUCCUUCCAGACAGACCCUAUAUCCCAGGAUCUGAUCCCAGGUUUUUUGUUUAUCCCAGAUUAUCUGGCUGUGCGGACUCAUAUAAUCAAGUCUAAAGCAGAAAACCUGGGAUCAGAUCCUGGAAUAUAGGUCCUGUCUGGAAAGGCCCUCAGAUAUGUAUCAUUCAUUAACUGUAGUGUAAUCACAAACUCAUCAUCACCAACUUAGUCCCAAUUCAAACAACAUUUUUCAAUGCAGAUAUUCCGCUGAGAGUCCUUAAGUGCUCAAUUAUUCUGGAAUGAGAAUCAAACAAUGUACACACAUAUAUGAACCAGCCCUAAGAUUUAGCUGUCAAGUGUUUAUAUGAUAGCAAUACCGGUUCCACCUCAGUGUCAGAAACUACAACAUGAAGUUGACAUUGCAUACGAAUUUAAUGCUGGCUUUACAAGCAGAUACAUAGAGUUUGGUAUUACAAGAUCAUAAUGUCAUUUGACUUAUGUGCAGGUACUUUAGUUUAGUCUGAGCUGUGGGAUUACUUCACUACUUAUUUUAAACAUGGCAUGUCCUUGACAUAUGUUUCAAAGGAUACAAAGUCAACAGAUUUCCUUUUCUUUUUAAUAGUUAACAACCAAACUCUGAGGUUCAAACCACAUAUGAGAUUGAAAGACCUGUUUGUUUAAAGCAGAAUUUUUCCCAGUUGUGUAUAAAGUGACUUGAUUUUGAGAGUGAAAGGCUUUUAUGUAUGGUGAUAUUUAAUCUUCCCUCCCCACAGCCUUUUCCUCCAUACAGCUGAGCCCUCAUCCUGCAUGAGAGAUCAUCAUCUUUGGGAGGGGAGUAAAGCUGUGGAUGUAGACAAGGUUUGGCAUCCCCUAUUAUCCCUUUGCUUUAAAAAUUGGACACACAAAAGCUUCACUUUAUGCACUUUAUUGGGCAGACCUAGGUCUAAUAAAUGGGACUGCCAACGUCUUUUGUGUUUUGAGCCUCAGUGACUGAUUUUCUGACAAAAAUAAGCACCUAAGCUAGCGAAUAACUACAGUGUGUGCAUAUUCUGUGUGAAAGCCAAUGUAGUAUAUAUCAAGUGACUUGAAUGACUUUUCCUAACUUGUUUGCAACCAAUAGAUCAUAUUGAAUGUUUUUAUGUAAACUUUGUAUUGUUGGGGAAGAACUACCCAAUCAGAGAUUUAUAUUUUCAUAAAUGUUCAAUUUAGUUAAAUUUUGUUACAGAGUUGUUAAAUUAGAAAUCUAUUGCUGUCUUCAAACAAUAUACAGUCUUGUGUAUGCAUUGUUUGUAUGAAUAAAUAUAAACUAUAUAAUGAAACAAAUGAAGGCAUUCCAAUUUUAUUGGGAAAUCAUCUUUCCUUCUGGAAUGGGUGGAAUUUCAGUGAUGUUCUCUGCUGCUCUCCAGCUUUGUUGAGCAGUUAUGAGCAAUAUCCAUUCAAUAUAAAAGUGAUUCCCAAGGCUUAUCCACUUCCUGAUAUCGCAUCACAGAUUGAGCCGGGAGUAUUUGUCUCCGUAGAAACAGAGAAUGCCAGCUUCAGCAAUGAGCUAAGUCUGACGACAGAGCUUAUGCUUUUCCCAACUGUGUUAAUGGCUGCUGUUCUGUCCUAUGAUAAAAUGUAGAAUAAUGUGCUUAAGCAGUGCUUUGGAGCUAAACAUGCCCACUGUAUAUGAUAGUAAAGUACCUGACAUCCCUGAGAGAGAUAUACCUUUAGGGAUGCUAUGCAAUGCUUCUCCGUAUGCUUAAUGCAAUACAAGUCAAAAUAUAGACUUCUCACUUGCAGAUACUACUGCAAAAAUGUCUAGAUGGAGAUUUCUGAAGAGGCAGACUAUAAAACGGAAAUGAUUGCUGGUAGACCUAUGUUUAGGCUGAUAGCAGUUGAGUUCAAGGUGAAUGUGAAACAUGGAUUUGUGGAGAGCAAAUCUCUAGGUCAAUACUAAACCAAGGGAUUUUGCUAAUGGGCAGAGCAGCAAAUCAAGUUGCCCCACCACCACCAUCCAAGUGCAUCGUACUGAAAGGUUUAUUUCCAAAAUAGAGUCAUCAUUCCCACAAGAACUCUCCGUUCAUACAGUACAAUGAACAGAGUUGCUACCUGAGAUGACUGCUAUCAUAAUUGUAGGUCAACAGAUACAUUAUCCAGAGUUUCAAAGUAACAAAGACAAAAUUAUAUUCUCCCCCCCCCCCCCUCCUUUAGAAUAUUUCUGGGAAUUACUAUUGUGUUCAGUAUGAUGAUUUUGUGCUGAGAGCUCCCAUUUACAUUGAGAAAUAGCAAAACCUCUUGACACAAUAUUACCACUAGGUGGUGCAAUCGCCUUGAAGACAUUUCCCCCUUGGCCACUUCCCACAUCUUUUUUGUGAUGUCACAAAUAAAAGACCACAUAACUGGAAAUCAACACUCUUCUAUUGUAUUGAUCACUGUUGCAACCAGUCCACAGAUCUGAAUAUAAGGAUAAAUUAAUACUACAUUCCAUAGUUUGUCGCGAUUUCCAUUUUCUCCAUUCAUCAAAGGUGCAUAUUCAGUGGAAAACCAGCAUUUGGCAUUUGUGUCUUGUUUUACUUUUUUUUUAACAAAAUGAAAUUUCUCACAGCUAUGUAGCUAGUAUUGUAAUUCAUACGUGUGGGGAUAGGGUAUCUUUUGCCCAUCUUCGUGAGAAGUCUUCUCUAAAAUAUUCCUAUAAUUUAUUUUGCGAUUACAAAUAAGCAACUAAAGAUUAAAAUGAAUGUGCAAGUUCAUAAUUGAGCCAUCCUUUCAAAAUCAACUCAUAAUAUUUAUUUAUUUACUUACUUCAUUUAUAUCCCAUCUUUCUCACCCUGGAAGGGACUCAAAGUGGCUUACAACUCUGGCAAAAUUCAAUGCCGUAUAAAAACUACAAUAAAAACAGACCCCAACAAACACAUGAGCAGAUAAACACGUAAAGUAAUAAAACAGAAUAAACCUUACAAGUUAAUAAAAUAUAUAUAUAUAGUAAAGGUAAAGGUUUCCCCUGACGUUAAAUCCAGUCGUGUCCAUCUCUGGGGGUUGGUGCUCAUCUCCAUUUCUAAGCCAAAGAGCCGGCGUUGUCCGUAGACACCUCCAAGGUCAUGUGGCCAGCAUGACUGCAUGGAACGCCGUUACCUUCCCACCAGAGCAGUACCUAUUGAUCUACUCACAUAUGCAUGUUUUCGAACUGCUAGGUUGGCAGAAGCUGGAGCUAACAGCGGGCGCUCACUCCGCUCACCGGGUUUGAACCUAGGACCUUUCGGUCUGCAAGUUCAGCAGCUCAGCGCUUUAACACACUGAGCCAGCGGAGGCUCCACAAGUUAAUAUAGAGGCUUUAAAACUUACUUUUCUCCAAUAUAUUUUAAUGACAUUUUUUCUGCGUACUGUAGAAGAUUCAGAAGCAAAUCCUAGGCACUUUUUAUCAAUUUCCUUAAUUGUCAGCACGUUCGUUGAGCUUUGUUUGAAAAGUGAGCCUUAAAAUCACUCAACAUUCACUUGUUGCUUCACACUGGAAAAGAAGAUGGUUCAUGGCAGUCCUUCGGGCACUCUCAUCUCUACCAUUUCUGGGCCAAUUUCAAGUAAUUAUUAUGUUAUUUGACUUCCUUUUUUAAAAAGAUUAAAAAUAUUGGUCACCAUUGUUCUCUAGAACUGGAAACUCUAUGACUCUUAAUUCCAAUUACUAUUCAUUUUUAUCUGUGCUGGGUCCCAUUCAUUUUAAAGCUGAAACUAACUUACCAUCCUUCCUGUCAGUUCUGUAGUAGUAGCAGCACCACCACCAUCAUCAUCAUACAAGUUACACAGAAAGUCGGCUGGGUGCUAAGUGGGAUUGGCUAUGAUGUGGGGCAGCAAGUGGAGAACCCCUCCAUCAGAAUUGACCACAAGCACUUCCACAAGUCAAGCGCUGCCCACCAAAUCUGAUUUUCAGAGCCACACCCGCACUCCACCCUUUGCAUAACCAAAUCUGUUCAGCAGCUCAUCCCACUGUGUUGUAUUUUGGGAAUACAAGGAAAUCUGGCCUUGCCUACUCAGUUGUGUGUGCCUAAAGCAAGAGAAAAUCCAUUGUUUAGAAAACAAUUUAAAAAAAUUAUCCAAAGAAAAGAACCUGAAAAAAAUCAAGAACACUAGUUAUCCAGAUAUUUUUAAUCUCCAUUCCCAGAAUCAGGAACCAUUGAUCAUACUGCAUUGGGCCUCUUGGAGAGAAAGGUCCAAAACACUGCAAAGGACACAAAUCAAGAACCACUGAUCUAAAUGACCAAAUAUAUUAGCCUAUAACCAGUGAUAAAUGGAGGAAAUAGUUUUCCUCCUUCAAAUCCCCCCCCCC